AUGGCUUUUUCUUCUUUGUCGUCUUCUCUCUCCUCCUCCUCGCUUUACGGUUAUUAUUAUUAUAAUAAUAAUAAUCAAAACGGAACGACGGCAGAAAGAAGAAGAGAAAGAAGGCGAUUCAAUGCUAAAGGCGUGUGUGAAAAAAGAGGAGGAUGCGCGAGACCUACACGAGCGAGGACGCGAUGCCAAAAUGAUGAUGAUGUUGAUGAUGAAGAAGGUUGUUAUUAUUAUUUCUCGGACAGAACGUUGCUCGAAAUGAGCGCGAGUUUUUCGACGAAGAAGCUCGCAAAAUUGGCAAACGAAAAGAGAGAGAAAUAUUUUGGGAACGUCGUCACGUUCUCUCCGAAAGUGUUCGUCCCGCUGACGUUCGCCUGUCGCGAUAAGUGCGGGUAUUGCACUUUCGUGAAAGAACCAGAAGAAGAAGAAGACAAAGAAGAAGAGAAAAAAAGGAAGAACAUUUUCAUGACGGAAGAGGAAGUGCUGAGCGUGGUGAGAGAAGGGAAGAAAAAUGGAGCGACGGAAUGCUUAUUUACGUUAGGAGACCGACCAGAAGCGAAAUAUCCAGCGGCAAAGAGAGAACUGGAAGAAAAAUUGGGAUGCGCGUCUACGGUGGAAUACGUCGCCAAGUGCGCGAAGAGAGUGCUCGAAGAAACCGGUUUGCUUCCGCACGUGAACUGCGGCGUGUUGACGGUUGAGGAGUUGAAACUGCUGAAAAAAGUAUCCGCGAGUCAAGGAUUAAUGGUGGAAACGACGUCAGAACGUUUGAUGGAGCCUGGCAUGGCGCAUUUUGAGUGUGAAUCGAAACGCCCGAGCGUAAGAUUGAACACUUUAAGAAACGCCGGAAAGGCCAAGGUGCCGUUUACUACUGGGAUUCUCGUCGGAAUCGGCGAAACUGCUGAAGAACGCGUGAAAUCGUUACUAGAAAUUCGAAAAUUAGCGGAAGAAGAAGAUGGGGGUGAUUGUAUAGGCGAAAUUAUCGUCCAAAACUUUCGAGCGAAGGAGGAUACGCGCAUGAAAGACGACCGAGAGUCUACUUUGGACGAGCUCGUGCGAGCCGUCGCUUUAGCACGAUUAUGCUUCGACGAAAAAGUAACCAUUCAAGUGCCGCCAAAUUUAACUCCUGGUGAAGAAGUAGAAGAUGGGUGGAGGGCGUUGCUAAAUGCAGGCAUUAACGAUUGGGGAGGUAUAUCUCCGGGAGUAACGCCCGAUUUCGUCUCGCCCGAGUGCGAAUGGCCGGCUUUGAAAACGCUCAGCGCAGUCUGUCGCGAAGAAGGUAGAAGUUUAGUUCCUAGAUUAGCAGCGCAUCCGCGCUAUAUAGGAGAGAAAAUGAAUGCUUGGAUAGAUGAAGAGGUUGCACCGCACGUGAGAGUAUUAUCCGACGCCGGCGGUUUUGGCCGGGGCAUGCAUUGGUCCCCCGGGAGCGAAGAACGUGCGUCGGGAAUGUCCAGCGACGACGGCGAUGGGAUAUCUGUUACAAAUUUGGUUUCUGUGAACGGCGCAGUGGAACCUGGUAGUAGCAGUAGGAAUAGUAGAGACAACAACAAUAGCAACAACAACGAUAGAAUUAGCUCAAGUAGAAACAAAAUCAAUCGCGCGAUUGAAAAGUGCAUGGCCACGACGGCGACGGUUGAAGACGUCGCGUUGCUCUUUGAAACGCGCGGCGACGAUUUCGAUUUCGUAUGCUCGAAAGCAGACGCGUUGAGACAAGAGCAAUGCGGUGAUAUCGUCUCGUAUGUCAUCAACAGGAAUAUCAAUUACACGAACGUUUGCGAGUUCACGUGUCAUUUUUGCGCGUUUUCAAAAGGAAAAUUUGGCGAGGAGGCCACGAGAGAUAAGCCGUAUUGUUUAGAUUCGGAAGAAAUAGCGAGACGCACGAAAGAGGCCUGGGACAAAGGCGCCACGGAAGUCUGCAUGCAAGGAGGAAUACACCCUGAUUUCACCGGCGAAAGUUAUCUCGACUUCUUGAAAGCAGCUAAAACAGGUGCUCCAAACAUGCACGUGCACGCGUUCUCUCCUCUGGAAAUUCACCACGGCGCGACGUCUUUGAACGUUCCAAUCAAAGACUAUCUGAAAAUGUUGAAAGACGCCGGACUUGGAUCUUUGCCGGGCACCGCGGCUGAAGUCCUGGACGACGCGGUGAGACAAGAAAUCUGUCCCGACAAGCUCAAUUCAGAAGAGUGGUUAUCUGUGGUGAAAAGUGCCCACCAGGUUGGCAUAAAAACGACAUCAACUAUUAUGUUCGGUCACGUCGAUUCCGAAACGCACGUUUCUUGGAGCAAGCAUCUCCUCGCCCUUCGCGAACUACAUCGCGAAACGAACGGCAUCACCGAGUUUGUUCCGUUACCGUUUGUCCACUUCAAAGCGCCAAUAUACGAAAAAGGUCGCGCGAGGAAAGGACCUACAAUGCGCGAGUGCGUUUUAAUGCACGCCAUCGGUCGUUUAGUGCUCGGUCCAAUAGGCAUCAAGAAUAUUCAAGCGAGUUGGCCGAAAAUGGGACCAUCUUUCGCCUCAAACUUACUUUUCGCCGGAUGUAACGACGUCGGCGGUGUUUUAAUGAAUGAAAGCAUCACGCGCGCCGCUGGAUCUACGUUUGGCCAAGAAUUCAACGUCGUCGAGAUGGAAGCGUUGAUCACUCGAGCCGGGCGCGUGCCUCGAUUGCGAAACACUUUGUACGAGAACGCGAACGAGGAGCGAAGGAUGGUCGGCAUCGAAAACGCGCACAAAUCAGUCGUCGUAAACUUUGCAGGCGGAGGAAAACAACAGGUCGAGGAAUAA
Molecule: messenger RNA, 2775 nt
Organism: Bathycoccus prasinos
Lineage: Eukaryota; Viridiplantae; Chlorophyta; Mamiellophyceae; Mamiellales; Bathycoccaceae
Product: FO synthase
Exons: 1
Coding region: 1-2775 (924 amino acids)
Molecular function (GO): 4 iron, 4 sulfur cluster binding; 7,8-didemethyl-8-hydroxy-5-deazariboflavin synthase activity
Source: RefSeq, a predicted model, not a curated record